This is a messenger RNA of Anneissia japonica, 2431 nucleotides long. RefSeq names its product gamma-soluble NSF attachment protein-like. The record is from RefSeq and is a predicted model, not a curated record. The transcript is spliced from 10 exons. Gene Ontology annotation, biological process: intracellular protein transport. Bases 82 to 1011 code for a protein of 309 amino acids. Gene Ontology annotation, molecular function: soluble NSF attachment protein activity; syntaxin binding. Lineage: Eukaryota; Metazoa; Echinodermata; Crinoidea; Comatulida; Comatulidae. Gene Ontology annotation, cellular component: vacuolar membrane; SNARE complex.
CGAUAGAGGGAGCCCGUUAGAUGUUAUGUUUUUGUGGUUUAGAAAAUCUGAAGAACGGAGACGGUUGUUGAAAGAAGCAGGAUGAAUUCCGAUAAGAAAAUACUAGAAGCAAAUGAACUCUUACAGGAGGCAGAAAAACACAUGAAAACAUCAUUUUUCAAAUGGAAGCCUGAUCUAGACAGUGCAGCCCAUAGUUUUGAAAAAGCAGCUUUAUGUUUCAAAGUUGCUAAACGUCUUGAUGAGGCUAAAGAUGCAUACUUGAGAGCCGCAGACUGCCACGGGCUGAACAAAGCACUUUUUCAUUCAGCUAAGGACUUCGAACAAGCUGCAAUGAUUUUGAAGGAUCAGAAAAAUUAUGACGAGUCAGUAAAGUUAAUAAAACGGGCUUCGCAGUUAUACCGGCAGUAUGGCUCAGUGGACACGGCAGCUAUAAUGCUAGAAAGGGGUGCCAAGAUUAUGGAGACACCCAAUCCAACUGAAGCAAUAGAACUUUAUAUGAAAGCAUCAGAAGUUGCAGAGAAUGAAGAUAAAUUACGGCAAGCAGUGGACUUGCUUGGUAAGGCGGCCAGGCUAAUGGUUAAAAUGAAAUUUAUGACAGAUGCUGCCGGUGUUUUAAAGAAAGAACGGGAUAUAUACAUUGAAUUGGAGAACUACCAAUCAGCAUUUCGGAGUACCGCUAUUCUUGUGCUCGUGUUUCUUUACUCCAAUGACUACGUAGCAGCAGACAAGAUUUUCAAGGCUUCCUUUGACUUGGAUGGCUUUGCAGAACAUGAGUCAUCUUAUUUACUGCAAGAAAUGCUGGAGGCUUACGACAAUCAAGAUGGUGAAGGUGUAUUAAGGAUAAGCAAGAUGCCAUACUUUACUUAUUUAGACAACGAAUAUACUAAGCUAGCUAGAGGUUUAACGGCACCAGGUGAAAGUAAGAAGGCGAAUGCACAUUCUGUAGAACUAGGAGCAACAGGGGGAGGUGAAGAUGAGUCUGGAGAGGGUGAUUUAAGCUUCCUUCUCUAGUUACCAUUUCAAUUACAAAAAUGGAUUGUCUGCAAUUAAGCCAGGUUACUACAGUGCAUCACCAAUCGACGAUAAUUUUUACCCAACUGUUAAUUUGGAGAAGAGAUUUUGAACUUUAUUAAAAAUGUGUUGUAUAUUGAGGAAGGCUGGUGCUGUGGUUAAUGUUCAAGUUCUUAGCCUCACAGUUGCCCACUUCAGCCAGGCUUAGAUACCUCGGCUUGCAUUUGUUGUAAUUGGGCAGCAAAAGUAGUUAACGCUAUAUUUCAUCCUUAAAUGCAAGUCAGCUGUGUUCCUAUUGAACACCAUAGGCUCUCUGUCUGGAACCGUAAGUUAAAGUCUAAACACUGGUUUUCAGAAACCUAGAUUCGUAGCCUAGAUGUGGACCACAUCUAGGCUACGAAUAAACGUAAAAUUUAUAUUGUUGUGAAUUUAUGACAUGAACUUAGACAUUACAUAACCCCCGGUAAUUAUCUAAUUAUGUAUUUUGUACCUGAAGAAAAAAAAAAUUACCAAACUAUGUAAAACUAUAGUACUGUACUGUAUCAACUUAGAAAAUACUGUAUCUGUGUAAAAUUGCUAAUACUAUUCAAAUUUAGUUUGGUAUUCAAUUGUCUGUAUCUAUAUUUGUAUGAAAUACAUUAAACCAAUUUUAAUAUUGUUUUAUUGAUUAGGAAAAUAAAGUAAACUCAUUGGUUAUAGUUAAGAUAUUCAGGCUGUGCCCCAGUAAAAUAGGAAAUUUCCCAUGGACCUCUGUCAGACCAAAAAUGGUAAUUUGCUUAUCAAAAUAACGUUAUUUUAAUUGCCAAUCACUAAUACUGUAGUGUGGUCUAAAAGCACACUUUUAGCCAUACUAAGCCAUAAAAACUUAACCUGUGUAUACCAUACCAGGGAAUUUCAAUCAGAGACCCUGACCAAGGAUUUAAGUUGCCAGUCGGAGCCACCACUGCCUUGAUGUACAUGUAUGGAGGCCAUUGUGUGGCACCAACGCUGGUAGUUAAUUGGGCAGAACACCAAGUGCACAAUUAUUAUGUUGCAUGGGCAUAGGCUGAAGUGAGGGAGGGGAUUGUUCACUGCACAACACUCCCCUCACCAGGGUUCCAAUUAGUUUUACUUAUUGGGUUAUAUAAAUAACCAUGAGUUUUCAUUGGAAUGAGGAUUUAGUUCCACAUUCAACCUACACCCCUUUAUUGUACGCAGGACCGUGAUCUGCUCUGAAUCAUAGAGAUGCUCGAAGGAUUAGAAACACUGACAAAGAUCUUCACGGUUUAGUGCACAAGAUGAAGAUAGUACUCUGAUGUAUGUUUUUUUUAGACAGAAUGCUUUAAUAUAUCAGAAAUAUCAAAGUUAUACUGUAUUUGGAUGUUUGAAUAUAUAAUUUAUGAUGUAAAUAUACUGUAAUAAACUAUAGACAAUAUAAAAA